ACUCCGACGAUGAACGAGAAGAGAGAGAAAAACUCUUGAGGAAUCGAUUUUCCCAGCACCACAUUAUUGAUUUUUAUCGAUAAUUGAUGAACCAUCGUUUUUGUUUUUCCCCAACUCCCAUCCUCCAUUGCAGCGUCACUCAUCCACGUGCCAUAUUACCCUCACACGCUCCCAUUCCAAUCCUUCGAAUCUUCUCUCCAUAUUCCCUCAAACCCCUCUUCACAAAUCCUCUUUAUCUCUCUACUGGUCAAAAUUCAAUUCCAGAACCUCGAUGUUGGGUGGCGGUGUUGGCGGUGGCAGCGUUUAUUGGGGGGCGAGAAACGAGCCCCGGAAUAGUAGAGGCCUUGUUGUUCUUUUCGCUUGGGUUUCGAUUCAGCAUCGUCACUUGGAUAAGUUUGUCCACCUUUAUGCUUCGCUUGGAUGGAAUUCCCUGGUUUGUUAUGCCGAUUUUCUCAACAUAUUUGAUCCUGAAAGGGCUACAUCACUAGCGUUUCUUGUUAUCAAUGAGCUUGUUGAGGAGCUAAGACUGAAGCUGCGUCCUAUAGUUUUUGUAGCUCUAAGUGGUGCAUCGAAGGCUUGUAUGUGCAGGGUUUUGCAGAUUAUCGAGGGUAGAUGUGGCAGUCCACUUUACAUGAAUGAAUGUCAAAUGAUCAGAACUUGUGUAUCUGGGCACAUAUAUGAUUCCAGUCCUGUGGAACUUAUAAGUGACUUGGGUGUUCGAUUUGCCAUACAUCCGACUAUUCUAAAAAUGCCUGGAUCAUCUCAACUUAUCUCAUGGCUUGCAAAAGGCGUCUCUUCUGGUCUUGAUGCACUAUAUCUCACUAGAUUUGAUUCACAGCGUGAUGAGUACUGGCGGACACUGUGCUCGUCGGUUAACAUUGGUGCUCCAUUUCUCAUUAUGUGCUCUGAAAAGGAUGAUCGUGCUCCAUAUGACAUUAUCUGUAAUUUCACCAAGAGUAUUCAAGAAUUAGGGGCUGAUGUUCAGCUUGUGAAAUUCAAUGGCUCCCCACACUUAGGUCAUUACAAAAAUUACCCAGCUCAAUAUAGAGCUGCUGUGACCAUUUUUCUCGAGAAAGCGUCAUCUGUUUAUUCACACAAAAUCCUACAAUUUAAAGGAGAAAGAAGAGACAUGGAAGGUGAUGAAAUGCCUGAAUUGAUAUGUGACCUUCAGAAUGCAGCUGUUAAUUCAAACCAGAGUUUUAGAAGAGUGGCAGUUGGGCCAAGUGAUCACUUCUUCUUGCCAAGCUCAGCACAUUCUCAGGAUGGUGGGGAGCAGCCUUCCUCACCUGAUCCAAAAGAAAGAACAUCUCCGCUAUCGAGCCCCCCAGGCAUCAGUGCACAUAGCGUGCUUGGUCAAUUUCUCUUUGAUGUUUGUGUGCCUAAAAAUGUUGAGGGUUGGGAUAUUAAAUUUCAUGGCUCUUUAAAUGGGCAACCACUUGCUUCAGCUCGCAGGCACUCACCUUUCCCUGGUACAAAGUUUAUCCGACGCUCUAGACUAUGACGUAGAUAAGAGAUAAGAGUUGAAAACUGGGUUUUGUCUGUGAGUUUAUUAUCAUCUAACCUCUAGCUCUUGAGGCAUUAGUAGCACAUCUAAUUUAAAUUCUAGACAGAAUCCCUCCCUCAUGGUAAUUGCAAGAUUUGGAGGUUGUACCUCAUUAGGAAUCUUUUCGGACCAAAGGAUGACUCCCAUCGUUGUGGCCUCAAAUACUGGAAAAACUGCAUUGUACAAAUUACACUGAGAUCUUGCAUAUCAUACUAGGAGAUAGAAGUUUCAGACUGCUCUAUUGUGCGAUAGGGUAUGGCGGAAGAGUUGGAAGAUAGGUUAGAGAUAUGGUAUAAUGUAUGGUGAUGUCCACAUACAGUAACGGACUGUUUAUGGUAUUGAGGAAGGGAUUUUUGUUCAUAGGCUUUAGGGUUUGUACAGAAGUGUAAAAAGGGAACCUCCACUAUGUUGACAGACGCUCACUUUAAUGCUUGAAUAAUGUAUAUACAUGAACUGAACAAACAUGAUAUGUUUGAUUUUGAAGAGA
Cucumis melo (muskmelon) is the source of this 2030-nucleotide messenger RNA. RefSeq lists its product as uncharacterized. Lineage: Eukaryota; Viridiplantae; Streptophyta; Magnoliopsida; Cucurbitales; Cucurbitaceae. The transcript has 7 exons. The coding region runs from base 272 to 1501 and encodes 409 amino acids. The record is from RefSeq and is a predicted model, not a curated record.